CUCGCCUUCUUCCUCCUCACCAAGCACACCAGCCUCCUCACUCCUCACAGCAUCCUCUCAGUCCUUAGCUUCCUUCCCUCGCCACCACCCACAGCCAAGGAGGAUGUCUUGCUGCGGCGGCAACUGCGGGUGCGGCGCCGGCUGCAAGUGCGGCAACGGCUGCGGCGGGUGCAAGAUGUUCCCCGACGUGGAGGCCACCGCCGGCGCGGCCGCCAUGGUCAUGCCCACCGCCUCCCACAAGGGGAGCUCCGGCGGGUUCGAGAUGGCCGGCGGGGAGACCGGCGGCUGCGACUGCACCACCUGCAAGUGCGGCACCGCGUGCGGCUGCUCCUGCUGCAGCUGCAACUGAGCCGGCGCCCAGGAGGCCGGCCGGCAGAGGCGAGCACGAGGAUGAGGAGGAGAAGCAAGCAAUCAUCAUCAUCAUCACCACCACCCAGCGUAUCAGUACCACUAGCCGCCGCAUGCGCUCGCGCGCGCGCUAAAUAAAAUAAAACCGUCAUGUGUUCCUUAGUCCCUCCUCAUGCCUCCACUUCUAGUGAAUAUAUAGCGCCUCAACUUUGAUUGAUCUUGUC
Messenger RNA from Triticum dicoccoides, 572 nucleotides. RefSeq names its product metallothionein-like protein 2C. Bases 104 to 349 code for a protein of 81 amino acids. Lineage: Eukaryota; Viridiplantae; Streptophyta; Magnoliopsida; Poales; Poaceae. Gene Ontology annotation, molecular function: metal ion binding. The transcript is spliced from 3 exons. The record is from RefSeq and is a predicted model, not a curated record.